Messenger RNA from Echinococcus granulosus, 399 nucleotides. RefSeq lists its product as hypothetical. The record is from RefSeq and is a predicted model, not a curated record. The transcript is spliced from 2 exons. Bases 1 to 399 code for a protein of 132 amino acids. NCBI's taxonomy places the organism in Eukaryota, Metazoa, Platyhelminthes, Cestoda, Cyclophyllidea, Taeniidae.
AUGCAAUGGAAAGUGAUCACCACUGUUAUGUGGAGAUGGCAAUUUAUUCGAACAAAAGCGUGUCCAUUUCGAUUCAUAACUAUCACUGCAGUGCGUCGCUCUGUUUGUCUAGGAAAUUUUUCAAGUUUUGUAUUAGUAAACCACAGCAGACAUCUAGGGAAAAACUGUUUUGGAACUAGCAUUCGAUUGAAUACGGCGCCACGAUUUUGGGCACAAAGACAACAGUCUCGAAUAACAAUCCUAGCUUUGGAGCCAGUAAUUUAUUCUACGAAGAAACGAUGCUGCUUUGUGUUAACUCAGCGCCAAGCUAUCAAUGAACAUGCAGAUAUAAGUCCCAAAGAAAGAUUUGGAUUACCUUACAUGGUUAGAUUGAAAAUUCCUUCUAGAGAUCCGCUUUAA